This is a messenger RNA of Pecten maximus, 2131 nucleotides long. Its product is annotated as choline transporter-like protein 1. The record is from RefSeq and is a predicted model, not a curated record. NCBI's taxonomy places the organism in Eukaryota, Metazoa, Mollusca, Bivalvia, Pectinida, Pectinidae. Gene Ontology annotation, biological process: transmembrane transport. Gene Ontology annotation, cellular component: membrane. Gene Ontology annotation, molecular function: transmembrane transporter activity.
UAAGAAAUGCUUCUUCAUCACAAUCGGGGUUCUACAUCAUAAUGGCGUGUUGCUGUACUUCUGCUGAUAAUAAGGUUAGACCAUUCAAGGAUAAGGAAGAAUCCUUGGAUGAUGGACCUAAUAAGGACAGACAAUGUCGGGAUAUCAUCUUUCUUCUCAUCUUUAUAGCAUUUAUGUGUGGAAUGGUAGGAAUUGCAUGUCUAGGAAUAGUCCGAGGAGAUCCCUAUCGACUUAUCUAUGGUGUGGACAGCUGGGGUAACACAUGUAACCGUAACAAUGACCCCAUUACAGGUGCCAUUCAUUCCGGGAAGGAUAUGACUGACAUGAAGAAGUCCUUUUACUUCGACCAAAUGUAUUUUGCAAGUUAUAUUCCAAACGGCCCUGUAUUACAAGAGAAGAAAUACUUGAGGACUUGUGUGAAAAGCUGUCCUGGUCAACUCCUGCAGUUUGAGUCUAGUUUCAAUGAUUACUAUAACACAACUGGAAACAACUUGUGUCGCCAUGGUGUCGUUCCCUAUGAAGAUGUGAGAGACAAAUGUCCAUCAUUACCCAUAACACCACAUGUGAGCCUUUUUCACCGCUGUAUACCAAAAAAUAUUGCUGACAUAGCAGCUGCAAUGGCAAAGUCAUUUACCAAUGUCCUUGGUAGUGUCAGCCUUGGAGAUGGCAUUCCUCAGAAAAUCCUGUCUGAUCUGAAUACAGCAUGGAAAGAAAUACUUUAUCUGUGUGGGAUAGCAUUUGCCACAUCCUUGCUGAUUGUCAUGAUGAUGUGGCUCCUGGCAGCUAUAAUCAUCUGGACUAUGAUCAUUGCUGUUUGUGCCUUCACACUGGGUGUUAGUGCCUACUCUUGGUACUCCUACUAUGGCUUGUAUAAGGAUUAUAAUGCACUUACAGCAGCUGAACAGACAGAAGCAGCUGAGCAGAAAGUACAGACAUGGCUUAUAUACUCGGGCAUAGCCUCUGUGAUCACGGCUAUUGUUCUGCUGCUUUUGUUUAUUAUGAGGAAGAGGAUUGCUUUGGUUGUGCAGUUGUUUGAGGAAGCUGGGAAAGCUAUCAAAGCUAUGCCAUUACUCCUUCUUCAGCCAAUGUGGACACUGCUGGCAUUAUUAGGGGUAGUUACCGGCUUGGCUGCUGUGGCUGCCUACAUAGAAACCUCAGGUAUACCAGUAGUGGAUGACACCAAUAGUACUGUCACCUUCCAGUUUGAGGAACAUUGGAAUUAUGUGCGAUGGUACCACUUGUUUGGACUGCUCUGGACAUCUGCAUUUGUGAUAGCCUGUCAAGACAUGGUGAUUGCUGGGGCUGUUUCAAUAUGGUUUUUUACUCGAAACAAGAACAAGCUUGGUAUGCCAAUAUGUUCAUCAAUUAAACGUCUCAUAAGAUACCACCUAGGGUCCAUUGCAUUUGGGUCAUUUAUAAUAGCCUUAGUGAGAUUACUCCGGCUCAUCCUGGGAUAUAUUCAACGAAAACUUAAAGGUCGAGUGGGAAAAGUGGCAGAAUUUUUAAUGAAAAUGCUGCAAUGUUGUCUCUGGUGCUUUGAGAAAUGCCUUGCCUUCCUCAACAGAAACGCAUACAUAGAAAUAGCUAUCUAUGGGUACAGCUUUUGUGCAUCUGCCCGGAAAGCUUUAAUGGUUCUCCUAGCUAAUGCCUUGCGAGUAGCAGCCAUCAACUCCAUCGGUGACUUCAUUCUCUUCCUUGGCAAGAUCAGUUGUGUGUGUAUAGUGGCUGUUGCUGGAAACGAGUUCCUCAAGCAUCGAGAUGACAUCAACUAUGCCUGGGCUCCCAUAUCAGUAGCCUGUGCAUUUGCCUUUGCAAUAUCGCAUUGCUUCAUCUUAGUUUAUGAGAUAACUAUUGACACCAUCUUCCUGUGUUUCUGUGAAGACUGUGAAAUGAAUGAUGGAGUCACCAAACCAUUCUACAUGAGCAAGGAUCUUAUGGUGUAUUUGGAGAAAAGCAAACAGGAAGCUGCUAGAGAAGUCAAGAAAAAGAAAACCACAGAAAAGACAACAGUCUAAGUAGAUUUUUUUUGGUACAUUAUAUGCGUAAUUUUACCUUGUAAAUAUGGAACAAAUUGAAAAUAUUUGUCAACUUUGUUUUGUUGAAGUUUUGAAAUAAAAAACAAAAUAUCAUA